Messenger RNA from Trametes versicolor FP-101664 SS1, 1348 nucleotides. RefSeq lists its product as uncharacterized. The transcript is spliced from 2 exons. Bases 1 to 1179 code for a protein of 392 amino acids. NCBI's taxonomy places the organism in Eukaryota, Fungi, Basidiomycota, Agaricomycetes, Polyporales, Polyporaceae. The record is from RefSeq and is a predicted model, not a curated record.
AUGGUUAUACAAAAGAAUGCCGUCGCAUUCAAAGAUACGCAGCAAGCUGGCAGCCGUCUCUUGUCAUCCGACAGCGCCAGCGAUAUUCUACCAAACCUCAUCGACAUUUCGCGCGCGUCAGAACCAGCCAGCACCAAUAAGGAGCUAGUAUUCGAUGUGCGCACGCUACAAUGCGAGAAGCUGACUCCAGACGACCAUAUCUCGCUCGAAGCCAACCGACGUGGGAUCAACGUCCGUCUCUGCGGUGCACUCAGCUUACAGUUGGCGCCGUCGCACACCCAUUCCUCCCCUAUCCCCUUGACGUCAAAUGCCCGGAAGAUCCGGCUCCUCCCAGGAGCGUCUCUCGAAGAGUUUCCCGCUGGCCUCAAGGGGUUCCUGUACUAUUGGUCGCCUCCAUCCCGCAUCACGCCUCUCGCGGGCGAAGUGCGAUUCCGCACAACAUCGAGGGCUGACCCCUCCUCGUUCACGAAGGGCGUGGACUACCACCUGCCCAUGGGCGUCGUCUGGCGCAUCCCGCUUCUCACCAUCGCGUCGACGGAGGCAUAUGAGCCGCUGCAGAAUGUUCUCCUGAGCGAACACCUUGUGACGGCGGGGAUACUGGCGCGCGCGCGUACGCUCGGAGAGGAGUACAAGCUGCAGCGGAACAUGAGCCGCGUCGUGCACUCGUUCUACCAGCCGUUUAUCGUCGACCUGUGCCAGCACACACACACGUUCUACUUCCUCGGGCCACGGGGCCUGCACCACUCGUCGUUCUGGAACUUGUGCUCUGAGAAGGGGCAGGACAUGCGGCACGCUGUGCAGCCGUUCGAAGGCAGACUGCUUUGCUGCUUCGAGCCAUCGAAGCAUCCGCGCAAUGCUCACACGCGCACGGUUGUCAUACGCAUCCUCAAGGCGUUGUCGCCCGUCGGGUACGCCAAACUCUAUGAUGGCCCGCGGAAUAUGCCGUCGCCGCGGGCGGGCGCGCUGCUGUGCUCCUAUAGCAGCACGGCGUGGUACGAGAAUCCGCCGAAGACAGCACCUUGGAGGCUAUGGAGCGUCAACGUCGACAGGUACCACAGCGAGAUGAAGGUGCUAUUCGACCACCAGGGCGUCACUCAGAGAAGCGUCUUGCCGCAGCGGCUUGGGCCCGCACCCGAGCCUUCCGCGAGGCUGUUGGAGUUUCUGACGAAGGACAUGUGAGCGCUGCGUCGUUUGGGGCGACUCCUCGGGUACGUCGCUGCCUGCGAACAUGAUGCGGUUGAGAGGAGUUAUCGACGGUACCGUGUUUUCUGUUGUAUGACUGAUGCUGCGCGUGCUGCUGAUGCCAGUUUUGUUCGUCUGUAACUCAUACGAAAUGUAUCUAUAGUUC